AUGGAUUACGGACUUGGUGGAGGUUAUGGAGGGAGACUUAACAGUGGGGCUUAUGGCCUCUAUGCUGCCGCCAGUAAAUUAUGUGCUGAUGCUGUAGACUGUUAUAGCGGUCAAAUUUGCCAAGCCGGGAGGUGUAUAUUUCAGACUGCUGGUAUUGGAUACCCGGAAGUUGGAUAUGGAAGUCCAUACGGGCGUGGAAGUCUUUAUGGUUAUGGAUUGGGAGGGUUCUAUUCUCCCUAUUUUGGAAUGAAUUCAUUCUCAUUUUCAGCAUGUGGAGGUAUCGGUUGUCCUUUUGGCUUAAAUUGUAUACCUGGGCGAUGUUUGGGUACAAUUCCACCAUUUUUAGGCAGAAAGAAGUGAAUGCUCGCAAUAAAAAAUUAUUUUUUGAAAUUUUUCUAUUAUUUUAUGUUCACUACAUUUUUAAUA
Messenger RNA from Meloidogyne enterolobii, 426 nucleotides. NCBI's taxonomy places the organism in Eukaryota, Metazoa, Nematoda, Chromadorea, Rhabditida, Meloidogynidae. The record is from the annotation of a GenBank genome assembly.